AUUCCUCGCACCAUAAUUUGUUUCUUGAUCAACAGUAAAGAACGAGAGGAAGAAAACUACUGGUUAGUGCCGGCAAGCCAGGCAGUCCUUUUAUAUAUAUAUAUAUGCCCUUUCGGUUUCUUUCUCUUCAAUCCCUCACCAAUCAAUUCCUCCUCCAAAGAUUACGCUUUUAUUGCUCCCUUUGUCCUCCCUCCUUCAUAACAUACACUCCAUUUAUCAUUUUCCCAUCUCCAUCUCCAUCUUCCUGUCUCUGUCUCCGCCUCCAUUAUUGUGUGUAUAAAUUUUGUCGUGAGCAUUUUCAAUGGCCACGAAUAUUGGAAUGAUGGACAGCGGGUACUUUGUUGGGAGGAAUGAGAUACUGAAUUGGAUUAAUAACAGGCUUCAGCUCGAUCUCUCUCGCAUUGAAGAGGCCGCAUCUGGUGCUGUGCAAUGUCAGAUGCUUGAUGCAACCUAUCCUGGAGUUGUUCCAAUGCACAAGGUGAAUUUUGACGCGAAGACAGAAUAUGAUAUGAUCCAAAAUUAUAAGGUUCUGCAGGAAGUAUUCAACAAGUUGAAAAUUGAUAAGCAUAUUGAAGUCAACAGGCUAGUUAAAGGAAGACCUUUGGACAACUUGGAGUUCUUACAAUGGCUGAAACGAUAUUGUGAUUCUGUAAAUGGUGGCAUUAUGAACGAGAAUUAUAACCCUGUUGAGCGAAGGGGUAAGGGUGUGAAGGAGAGGAAUCCUAAGGGUUCUCAGAAGCAUCCAAAAUCACUGCAAACAAGCAAUAUGGACAAUCCUGGUUCUGAUGACACAAUUGAUCUCGAUAAGGCCUUGGGCUUCAGGCAAGGAAAGAAACAUGCAGCAGCAGGUCGAGCAAAUUCUUCCAGGGAGGUUCAGGCUUUGUCUGAGGAGAUUGCUGGUCUUAAGCUCUCAGUUGAUCUUUUGGAAAAAGAAAGAGACUUUUACUUUGCAAAAUUAAGGGAUAUAGAGGUUCUCUGUCAGAGUCCUGAACUAGAGAAUCUCCCAAUGUCUGUCGCAAUUAAAAUGAUAUUGUAUGCUGCUGAUGCAAAGGAAUCUGCACUUGCCCAAGCUGAGGAUUACCUCACACAGUUUACAAAUGCUGAAACUAAAGCAGAAAAUGAUGCCUAAGUUUGUCGACUGACAAAGGAGGCCCUUGCUUGUAAAAAAUUGUGCGACAUAAUCAACGACAUCUCUCCGUGCUUAUCAUUUUGGUACUUCUUAAGAAGAUAUAAAUGGAGAUUACAUCGUCUUGCGUUGACUGGAAUUCUAGAGGUUUUGGUCUUGGUUUUCCACAGUUGUUUUUGGGUUUUCUUUUGAGACACUGGUUUUGUCUAGUUCUAUAUUUAUGCUUUUCUUUUAUUAUGCAAAGUUGUCAAAUUUAUGUUCUUAUAAAUUUGCCUGUAACUCAUGUUGGAAAUGAAUGUGACCUCUCUGCAAGAAUCA
This is a messenger RNA of Juglans microcarpa x Juglans regia, 1444 nucleotides long. Its product is annotated as microtubule-associated protein RP/EB family member 1B. The coding region runs from base 302 to 1129 and encodes 275 amino acids. The transcript is spliced from 9 exons. Gene Ontology annotation, molecular function: microtubule plus-end binding. NCBI's taxonomy places the organism in Eukaryota, Viridiplantae, Streptophyta, Magnoliopsida, Fagales, Juglandaceae. Gene Ontology annotation, cellular component: microtubule organizing center; microtubule plus-end; cytoplasmic microtubule. The record is from RefSeq and is a predicted model, not a curated record. Gene Ontology annotation, biological process: protein localization to microtubule plus-end; regulation of microtubule polymerization or depolymerization; thigmotropism.